Trichophyton verrucosum HKI 0517 is the source of this 4104-nucleotide messenger RNA. RefSeq lists its product as uncharacterized. The record is from RefSeq and is a predicted model, not a curated record. The transcript is spliced from 5 exons. Gene Ontology annotation, biological process: negative regulation of transcription by RNA polymerase II. Bases 1 to 4104 code for a protein of 1367 amino acids. Lineage: Eukaryota; Fungi; Ascomycota; Eurotiomycetes; Onygenales; Arthrodermataceae. Gene Ontology annotation, molecular function: transcription corepressor activity. Gene Ontology annotation, cellular component: Sin3-type complex; chromatin.
AUGGCGCCUAAUAAACAGGAUGCGCUCAGCUAUCUCGACCAGGUCAAGGUUCGCUUCGUCGAGCAGCCAGAAGUCUAUAACCGGUUCCUUGACAUUAUGAAGGAUUUCAAAAGCCAAGCUAUCGAUACACCCGGCGUCAUCCAGCGUGUUUCGACCCUCUUUAACGGCCAUCCUGCUCUGAUCCAAGGAUUCAACACCUUCCUACCCCCCGGGUACCGUAUAGAAUGCGGAACAGACGAUAACCCUGAUGCAAUCCGCGUGACUACUCCCUCGGGCACAAAUACCAUUUCUAUGCAGUCUGGUUCUAGACCCUCGUUAGGCGCCCCCGAAGGAGCCGGCCCUGCAGUGCAAUCCGCCUCGGCUUCACGUCCCGAAUACUACGACCAGCCUCGCAGCGCAUGGCAGCAUGGCCAUGCUCAGCAACAGGCACAGCCAGGCCAUCCAUCAGGUGCGCCUGGCUCAUACUCGCCUAAGUCGCAGCAUAUGGCCGCUGGAAUGUACGGACAGCAACAGCAGUCUAGGCACAACCCAUCCCAGGACACACAGUAUGAUUACCAGGCUCAGCAUGAGCAACAAGCUUCCAGCGAGGCCGCCUCAAUGGUUCAUCAACAGGAACAACGCGGAGUUUCGCAGUUGCAGAAUGCUGUAUCGGUCGCCUCCGGUGCAAGUCGGCAGCCAAUGAUGCAGCUCCCGCCGGGUUCCCAUACACCCGGCCCAUCGCAGCCUAUGGGCUCUAUGGCCGCCGGUAUGGGCCCGUCGGGUGUUAUGCCAGGUCAGGUUGAUGCUUCGAAGCGUGGGCCUGUUGAGUUUAACCAUGCAAUUAGCUACGUCAAUAAAAUCAAGAAUCGCUUCUCCGACUCCCCCGAGAUAUACAAACAGUUCCUUGAAAUUCUACAAACAUACCAACGCGAAUCAAAGCCCAUCCAAGACGUUUAUACCCAGGUCACUCACCUUUUCGGCGCCGCUCCUGAUCUUCUAGAAGACUUUAAACAAUUCCUACCAGAGUCCGCCGCACAGGCGAAAGCUCAAGCUCCACCUUCAACCCGCCAGUCGCAGGAAGAGGUCCCCAUCAUCAGCAAUGUACGUGGAGAACCCGGCUAUGGUUCUGCAGGUCUGCCACAACCCCAGAUGGCGAGAAGUGAUGUGAAGAUGCCACCGCUAGGACAGUUUAACGUCAAAGAUUCAACCAAGGAGAACAAAAAACGACGUGGUGCUCCAGGUGCCCAGGCCGUCGGCGGAGGAAUGCCCGGCAUGCAGCCAGCAGUUGGCGACAUGAAUGGUGCCCAGAUGAACAAGAAUGGCCCCCAGCAGAUUGGCAUGAAUAAGAGAACAAAAUUGAGCCAUAAGCCAUCUGCCACGGAUGCUCAUCAACCUACCAUCUCACCAACUCUGGUCCCUGCAUUGCCUGAGCCGAUACCUCCAAGCUUCUCUCUUACUCCCUCCCACGAAGAAUAUGCCUUCUUCGACCGGGUGAAGAAAUUCAUCGGCAACAAGCAAACAUUCGGAGAAUUCCUCAAGCUCUGCAACCUUUACUCUGCGGACCUGAUUGACCGCAAUGUCCUCGUCAAUCGUGCCGCGGGUUUCAUCGGCGCAAACCAGGAAAUUAUGUCCUGGUUCAAGAGAUUCAUGCAUAUCGAACCGAAGGACGAGCUCAUCGAACCCAAGGCCAAACCCGAUUCCGGGUCUGUCAAUCUCUCUCACUGCCGUGCGCUGGGACCAAGUUAUCGUCUUCUACCUAAGCGUGAGCGUCAAAAGGCCUGCAGUGGCCGUGAUGAGCUAUGUAGGAGCGUAUUGAACGAUGACUGGGCCUCUCACCCAACUUGGGCCUCUGAGGAUUCUGGCUUCGUUGCCCAUCGCAAGAACCAGUACGAAGAUGCUCUGCACCGUAUCGAAGAAGACCGCCACGACUAUGACCACCAUAUCGAAGCCUGCAUCCGCACUAUUCAGCUUCUGGAACCCCUAGUGCAGCAGAUUUCACUUAUGAGUGACAGUGAUAGGUCGUCGUUCAAGCUGCCGCCCGGCCUUGGAGGACAGAGUGAGACCAUCUACCGACGAGUCAUCAAGAAGAUAUACGACCGCGAACCCGGCCAGCGAGUCAUCGAAGAGAUGUUUAACCGGCCUUGCCUCGUGCUGCCGAUCGUGCUUGCCCGGCUGAAGCAGAAAUGCGAAGAAUGGAAAGCAACACAGCGUGAAUGGGAUAAGGUGUGGCGAGAACAGAUGCAGAAGGGUUUCUGGCGAAGCUUAGAUCACCAGGCUAUCAUCAUGAAGGGCAACGACAAGAAGGUGUUCUUGAGCAAACAUAUCCAGCAUGAAAUUCAGACGAAGUUUGAAGAAGGCCGGAAUCGUCGUAGGACUGGAGUCCAUGUCUCCAAUUACCAGAUGGACUUCGCCUUCGAGGAUUCUGAGGUGGUCCUUGAUGCCACCCAUCUGCUUCUCUGCUAUCUCGACCACAGCUCUGCCGGCUUUGGUGCUGAUCCGCAGCGCGUUAUGGCUUUUAUCAAGGACUUCAUUCCCGUCUUUUUCGGAAUUGAUCGGGAAGCUUUCAAGAAUUACCUAUCAGAGGUGUAUGACAGUUCAUCGGCAAGUGAGGAUGCUGACGAUGAUAGCUCGCCGGACGAAGCUCCCAUACGGCCAAAGCGCAUCACAAGCGGGAAGAAAUUCGAGCUUCUGCGCGAGGUUCUCAACAGAUGCCCAGAUCGGUCUAACCGGCCCGAACUUGACCUCAGAGCCGGUUCUACAGCCGCAAGUCGAGCAUCAACUCCUCUGUCGAUGAACGAUUCCACACCCGCGCCUCGUUCAGGUGAUAACUUUGAUAUCGCCGAGCUUCGAUGGAUGGACCAUCCUACUCGCGGAAACUUCCAUCACAAACGGGAAUACCCGCUCAACGAGCCCUACAAGAAGAAAGUCCAUCAUUUCUACUGCAAUCUUACCAUCUACUGUUUCCUAUAUACCUUUGAAAUUCUUUAUCGUCGGCUGUUGAAUGUGAAGCAGUAUGAAAAGGAAGCCCAUGAGGCCGUUCGUCGUGCCAUGGCACCCAAGGCCGCCUUGGAGCUGGGAAUGAUUGACAAAACGCCCGCUGAUCUGCUUUAUGACACCGACCCCAAAGCAAACUUGUACCACCAGAUCAUCCGCAUGUGUGAAGAGGCGAUUACGGGUAAUUUGGAGCUAACGCAUCUCGAGGAAACCCUGCGCCGCUUCUACAUGAAGAACGGAUGGCAACUCUAUCAGCUUGAUAGAAUUAUGGGUGGUAUUGCAAAGUACGCUGCCGGUGUGUUCAAUGGUGAUGUCAAGGACAGAAGCUCGGAUGUUAUAAAUCUGUUCUACAAAGAGCGAGAGAAAGAGGAGACAACUCAUAACCAAGAGCUCCAAUAUCGCAAACAGGUGGAACGAUUAAUUAAGGAAGGAGAUAUCUAUCGUGUCACAUUUGUCCCUGCUUCGAAACAUGUCUUGGUCCAGCUUUUAACCCCAGAUCAGAGUACACUGGAAAGUGACGGCCUGGGUCAUGAAGCUCGAUGGUCCUACUAUGUUUCUGCCUACACUAUGCGCGAUCCCACUGAGGGAGUUCUCUUCUCGGACAUGCGCAUGCCUUUCUUGAAACGCAACUUGCCUCCCAAGAUGGACUCGGAUGAAGAAUAUAAUAACUUCUACAAGCCACUUGUCCAUCACGACGGCCUAGUCAUACGCAUCUGCGCUAACAGCUAUAACAUUUUGUACGAGCCAGGUACCCAGGACUGGUGGUAUCGCCAUGAAACCAACAAGGAAAUCAAAGCCCCAGAGAACAUGAGGGAAUACGCCAGCUUGAAAGAAAAGCGCAGAGAUCGGUUCAGAGGGAAGUUUGUGAACAACCCUGCCUGGGCCCGUGGACUGAGCAAGGAUGAAGUCGACAAGUCAAACCAGCAGUUCAGGACUUGGGUUGGUGCCAUUGCAGAGGACACAGUACCAGCCGUCGCCACUUCUGACACCGCAGCCGAGCCUAAAUCUGACGACAAGGCUGCUUCAUCUGCCAGUCGUGAGAAAGACACAGCUGCCCCCAAAGUAAAAGGCGAAGAACCGGCGGACGAGGACCAGGAAAUGGGCGGCGUUGAUGCUGAAUCUUCAAAGUAG